Messenger RNA from Triticum aestivum (bread wheat), 1454 nucleotides. RefSeq names its product LEAF RUST 10 DISEASE-RESISTANCE proteinUS RECEPTOR-LIKE PROTEIN KINASE-like 2.5. The coding region runs from base 252 to 1262 and encodes 336 amino acids. The transcript has 2 exons. Gene Ontology annotation, biological process: protein phosphorylation. Lineage: Eukaryota; Viridiplantae; Streptophyta; Magnoliopsida; Poales; Poaceae. The record is from RefSeq and is a predicted model, not a curated record. Gene Ontology annotation, molecular function: protein kinase activity; ATP binding.
AUUUCUGUUGGUGGCCUUGUAUAGAUGCAAAGUGUAUUUUCCACAGUGGCCUUGUAUAAGUAAAUGGAGGGAGUAUAACUUCUGGUUUACAAAAGAAAAUAACAUCUGCUUCCAUCUCAGGUACUACAUCAGCUGCUGCAUCCUUUCUCUGUGCAUGUCUUUAUGUGCUGAUAUGGCAUAGAAAAGGGAAAAGACUAUGGUUUCUCCUUUGCAAGAAGGCUAGCAGCAACACUGAGAAGAAUUACGAGGCCAUGAUAGUAUCAUAUGGAUCCCUAGCGCCAAAAAGAUACAUGUACUCAGAGGUAAUGAAGAUAACUUCUUAUCAUAACGAUCAGCUUGGUAAAGGUGGUUAUGGUGUGGUUUUCAAAGGAAGACUACACGAUGAUCGUCUAGUAGCUGUGAAAUGUUUGCAUGACUGCAAAGGAAAUGGGGACGAGUUUGUUAAUGAGGUUAUGAGCAUUGGCAGGACCUCUCAUGUUAAUGUUGUUAGCUUAUUUGGGUUCUGUUUGGAGGGAUCAAAACGAGCUCUUAUAUAUGAAUACAUGCCCAAUGGCUCGUUGGACAGGUACAUUUAUUCAGAGAACCCCAAAGAAAUUUUAGGAUGGGAGAGGCUCUAUACUAUAGCAAUCGGGAUUGCUCGUGGCCUCGAAUACUUGCACCAUAGUUGUAAUACACGCAUCAUCCACUUUGAUAUCAAGCCCCAAAAUAUCCUUCUAGAUAAAGAUUUUAGCCCAAAGAUUGCCGAUUUUGGUCUAGCUAAAUUGUGUCAUACAAUGGAGAGCAAGCUUUCAAUGACUGGUGCUAGAGGAACAAUUGGGUUCAUCGCUCCAGAAGUUCACUCUCGAACAUUCGGAGUGGUUUCAACAAAGUCAGAUGUUUAUAGUUAUGGAAUGAUGCUUUUGGAAAUGGUUGGAGGCAGGAGAAAUGUAAAAUCAAUUGUUGCAAAAUCCAGCGAAGAGUAUUUUCCAGACUGGAUUUACGACCACUUUGCGCAAGAUGAUGGAUUACAAGCAUGUGAAGUCAUAGGGGAAAUAGAGGAAAUCGCAAAAAAGAUGACCUUAAUUGGCUUGUGGUGCGUACAAAUACUGCCUGCAUAUCGCCCUACCAUAACCAAAGUUCUAGAAAUGUUCGAGAGAAGCUCAGAUGACAUGGAUAUGCCACCGAAGCAAAACUUUUCUGGAUUGCCUGAAAGUUCAGCUCACAAUAUGGAUGUACAAAGUUCAAGUUCUACCAGAUCUGAGGAGAUCAGCCUUGUGAAUUAAAAAAUCGUACAACAAUCGCCAACUCUUUGAGCAGAUAGGCCUUGUGAAUCAAAGAGCCUACAUUCAUUUCCACCACAGUGAGAAGGUGGCCUGUACUAGAGUACAUUCUGAAAUUGAACAAGCGCAGCUAAAUUCGGCAUUGUAGUAGAACAUAUUCCAUGUAUCCAUGACCUAGAGUCAAGAGCAUCCACA